AAAAUAAAAUGGAAAUCUUUUCCCCCUUAAAAAAAAAAUAAAAAUCCAAGCGUAGAAAACAUCGAAGAGCUUUAAAUACAAAUUACCUUUAGGUAGUAAAAUCUUGAAAGUCUUGUGAUGUGAAAAAAAAAUUGUUAUUAAUUGCUAUCAUUUCUAGUCGAUGACGAAAGAGUAGAAUUUAUUAUUUGAAGGCAGGCGAAGGAAGGCAUCCGCAUUAUUCGAGGCUUUCGCCCAACGAGGUUUAUAGAGGUUGCUACCGCAAGGAUCUUCCUAAUUUUUCAGAAACGAUUGGAAUAACAAUGGCAAAGAGUUCUUUCAAGCAAGAGCAUGACCUAGAGAAGAGAAAAGCUGAAGCUGCCAGAAUCAGGGACAAAUAUCCCGACAGAAUUCCAGUGAUUGUGGAGAAGGCAGAGAGGAGUGACAUCCCCAACAUUGACAAAAAAAAGUACUUGGUCCCAGCGGAUUUGACAGUUGGUCAGUUUGUUUAUGUCAUUCGAAAAAGGAUUAAGCUAAGUGCAGAGAAGGCCAUCUUUAUUUUUGUCAACGAUGUCCUCCCUCCCACUGCUGCUAUAAUGUCGUCAAUAUAUGAUGAGCACAAAGAUGAGGACGGAUUCUUAUAUGUUACAUACAGUGGAGAAAAUACAUUUGGCAAUGAAGAUUUGAUUCCUCACUGCUAGCCACAUUGAACAAAGCAGAUUUGGCACCAUAUGAAUUUCAUUGCAUUUAGAGUGAAGAUUCACUCACUCAAUUUAUCUACUAGAACAUGACUAUAACUAUUCUGAUUAUAACUACUGAAUUAUCUGGUAAUCAUCUUUAAUGUUAUUAAGGUAAAGAAAAAUGAAACUGUAUAGGAGUCGUUUGUAAAUAAGUAUUGUGUCCAUGAACAAGACAGGCAACUGUGUUUAGAAAUGUAAAUUCUAUUAUUUCUGAAUAGCAUGUUCAAUUAUGUGUUCUGAAUAUAA
This is a messenger RNA of Cryptomeria japonica (Japanese cedar), 962 nucleotides long. RefSeq names its product autophagy-related protein 8C-like. Bases 300 to 677 code for a protein of 125 amino acids. The transcript has 7 exons. The record is from RefSeq and is a predicted model, not a curated record. Gene Ontology annotation, biological process: cellular response to nitrogen starvation. Lineage: Eukaryota; Viridiplantae; Streptophyta; Pinopsida; Cupressales; Cupressaceae.